Messenger RNA from Miscanthus lutarioriparius, 600 nucleotides. NCBI's taxonomy places the organism in Eukaryota, Viridiplantae, Streptophyta, Magnoliopsida, Poales, Poaceae. The record is from the annotation of a GenBank genome assembly.
AUGGCGUUAACGCGCAACGCCCAAGCGAGUGCGAGUUCCUCUGAAAAUGUGCCAAGGUCAUCCUUGCCGGCAAUCGGCAUGCAGGACAACGUCGGCCGCGCCAUAGCCGCCAAGCUCGACCUGGACGCGGCCUACACCCCCUGCGAGGUGGUGAACUACGCCAUGAACAAGCUCGAGACGAUGGAGCGAACAAUGUUGGAGUGCGUCGCGCGGAGGUACAGCAAGGCGGCGAGGAUGCUGGAGAGCCAGGCGGUGAUCGGGGACACGGACAUGCGGCAGGCGAUGCAGCAGGACGCGCUCCGACAGGCCAGGAAGGCGCUGGACGACUUCGAGGGCGCCGACUCCACGGAGAUCGCACGAUUCAUCAAGAAGUGCAUCGUGGGCACCGACUUCGGGUCGUUCGUGACGCACCACUCCGGCUGCUUCAUCUACUUCGGCAUCGGCAACCUGGCCAUCUGCCCAAUAUGGACCCCAAACGAAGGGCCUAGCGAGCCAAGCGAGGCCCAGCGCGGGGCGACGUCCGGCCUGCGGCGCCUCCUGCGCACGGCCAGAGGAGGGCGCGGCCACCCGGGAGAAAUUCCGCCUCUCAGGAUGAAUUAG